AUGGUAUUGACACUCCAGGAAAGACCAACCGAAUCGACCGAUAAAUUUCCAACUGCACAGCUAUUCCUUCUAGCAAUAUGUCGCGUGGCGGAGCCGAUCGCCCUCACCUCAAUCUUCCCAUACUCCUGGGUGAUGGUCCGGGAUUUUCACAUGGAUGAUGGCAACAAUGCUUCUUUCUACGCCGGUAUUCUUGUCUCGGCCUUUUCCUUAGCAGAGGCCCUUACUGGUAUGUUCUGGGGCGCUCUCUCCGACCGAAUCGGACGCAAACCAGUACUCCUUUCUGGUUGCCUUGGGACCAUGGCGUCUCUCCUUCUUGUUGGGUUCUCCACCAAUUUCUGGAUGGCACUCUUCGGUCGUGCUCUUGGAGGUAUACUAAACGGAAACAUCGGUGUCAUCCAGACCAUGGUUGGCGAACUCGUUAAACGGCCCGAACAUGAACCUCGCGCGUAUGCUGUAAUGCCCUUCGUUUGGUCGAUUGGAACAAUUAUUGGGCCAGCCAUUGGAGGUUUGCUUGCAAAGCCCGCUGAAAACUUCCCCUCUGUAUUUUCCCAUCACGGCCUAUUUGGCAAAUUUCCUUACCUACUCCCGAACCUGGUCUGUUCUGUGUUACUUCUCGGCAGUAUUAUCUUUAGCUGGCUCUUUUUGCAAGAGACCCAUCCUGAUAUGCAACCUGGGGGCGUUCCAGAUCACUUGGACAAUACUUCCGCCGAACAACCUCUUUUAGCCACAGCGGGUGCAACCACAAAUGCGGCUGUUGAUUUACGUGCAGAAUCCUAUGGCACAUUCAAUCGAGUCCGCCUCCAUGAAGGUGAUGACGCUUGGAGGGGAGAUUCAGACGGCUCUAAAAUGGAGUCUGAUUCACAAAAACAAGCGGCUUUUACCCAUCGAGUUAUCAUGCUUGUUGCAGCACUGGGCAUCUUCACUUACCAUUCGAUGACCUACGACCAUCUGUUCCCCAUCUUCCUACAAGACCAACGCGGUGACUACGGCUCAAAUCGUGGUGGCAACUCCACUUUCAGCUUCCCUGGUGGAGUGGGCCUUUCAACCCGCGCUGUCGGUUUGAUCAUGUCCUCCGAUGGUGUCAUCGCGCUCAUAAUCCAGGGGAUCAUCUUUCCCGCCUUGGCCCAAUUUCUGGGGAUCUGGAGACUCUUCAUUGUCGUGACCAUCCUUCAUCCUGCAGCGUAUUUCAUGGUCCCCUUUUUGAUCUUUUUACCCUCUCGAUCCAUAUUCCUUGGCAUUUAUACAUGUCUGGUCACUCGGAACAUACUUUCAAUCAUUGCCUACCCGGUGCUUCUGAUUCUUAUUAAACAGGCUAGUCCCUCAGAUUCGGUAUUAGGCAAGAUCAACGGACUUGCUGCGUCUGCCGGGGCUGCCGCACGCACUGUUGCGCCUCCCAUCGCCGGAUUUCUAUACAGCACAGGAGCAGAAAUGAAGUGUACCGCUUUGGCAUGGUGGGGAAGCGCUUUGGUGGCAAUGAUUGGAGCGUUGCAACUCUGGUUCAUGAACCAGAGGAAGCACUCGUUUAUCUCAGUGGAGCCAGCGACAUGCUGUCACUUUGGAAGGGCCAAAUCUCCGGGACAGAAAGAGACGAUUCGAAUUGUCGUGACAAACGUUGAUGGAGUCACAGAAAGUGUAUGAAGGCAAGAGAACCCUUACGAUAUGAUGAAUAAUGAUAUAGAGUUUGUUCAAGGUGAUUUUUUGCUUCUUUUGGUUUUUGAGUGCGGAAAUAUCUAGGAGAUUUAUAAUGUUAAAUAAUACAAUAGAA
This is a messenger RNA of Aspergillus ochraceoroseus IBT 24754, 1765 nucleotides long. Its product is annotated as MFS transporter. Lineage: Eukaryota; Fungi; Ascomycota; Eurotiomycetes; Eurotiales; Aspergillaceae. Gene Ontology annotation, biological process: transmembrane transport. The transcript is spliced from 4 exons. Gene Ontology annotation, molecular function: transmembrane transporter activity. Bases 1 to 1638 code for a protein of 545 amino acids. The record is from RefSeq and is a predicted model, not a curated record.